Messenger RNA from Lutzomyia longipalpis, 1152 nucleotides. It is a transcript of the gene Ublcp1, whose product is annotated as ubiquitin-like domain-containing CTD phosphatase 1. Gene Ontology annotation, molecular function: protein serine/threonine phosphatase activity; protein binding. The record is from RefSeq and is a predicted model, not a curated record. Lineage: Eukaryota; Metazoa; Arthropoda; Insecta; Diptera; Psychodidae. Gene Ontology annotation, biological process: protein dephosphorylation. The coding region runs from base 78 to 1034 and encodes 318 amino acids. Gene Ontology annotation, cellular component: nucleus. The transcript has 2 exons.
AGUGUUUGCAGAUGUUUUUGUUUUGAAUUUUGUGGAAAUUUUUAGAGAGAAAAAAGAAAUUUAGAAAAUUAGUUAGAAUGAGCGGCCUAAAAGAGAUAAAGAUCAUCGUGAAAUGGAGCGGAAAGGAGUAUGAGAUUAGUGAUUUGACGGAACAGGAUACAGUGGCCUUGCUGAAGCAUGAAAUAUGCAAGAAAACCAACGUGCAGCCAAACAGGCAGAAGCUUCUGAAUCUCAAAUAUAAAGGAAAAUUCCCCCCGGAUGACAUUCGGCUGUCAGCACUGGAGAUUAAGCCCAAUUUCAAGGUGAUGAUGAUGGGUUCCAUUGAGGCAGACAUCCAGGAGGCGUGCACAGUGCCUGAGGAGGAAGAUGUGAUAGAUGACUUUGAGACAUCCCACCCAUUCGAGCAGCAAUCCUAUGACAAGCAGGAAGUCUACCUGUCAAAGGUCCAGAAGCGCAUUCGGGACUACAAGAUUGAGAUGCGCAAUGAACCGCGCGAGGGCAAGAAACUCCUCGUGCUGGACAUUGACUACACCCUCUUCGAUCAUUGCUCCGCAGCUGAGCAAGCCAGUGAACUUAUGCGACCUUUCCUGCAUGAAUUCCUCACGUCUGCCUACCAGGACUACGAUAUUGUCAUCUGGAGUGCCACUGGGAUGCGGUGGAUUGAGGAGAAGAUGCGCCUCCUGGGUGUGAGCACCAACGACAACUACAAGAUCAUCUUCUACCUCGACAGCUCCGCUAUGAUUAGCAUCUACACGGAGAACCGCGGGGUGGUGGAUGUGAAGCCACUCGGGGUGAUUUGGGGGAAAUUCGAGCAAUAUUCAGCCAAGAACACCAUCAUGUUCGACGACAUUCGGCACAACUUCCUCAUGAACCCCAAAUCCGGGCUGCGGAUUCGUCCCUUUCGGCAGGCUCAUCUCAAUCGCCAGACAGACCGGGAGCUCCUCAAGCUUGCCGUCUACCUCAAAAACAUCGCUGAGAAUUGCGAUGACUUCACGAAGCUCAAUCAUCGCAAAUGGGAGCACUACAAACCCUAAAAAAAACUUCAUCUCUCCCCUUUCAACUUAAUAAAUCUUUCGAAUUUUGCAAAUAAACUUGACUGAAUUUUCUUCCUGAAUUUAAAAGAAUAAAAGAUUUCUCUUUUUUAAUAUUUUG